This is a messenger RNA of Carassius gibelio (silver crucian carp), 829 nucleotides long. RefSeq names its product chemokine (C-C motif) ligand 19b (gene ccl19b). Gene Ontology annotation, cellular component: extracellular region. The transcript is spliced from 4 exons. Lineage: Eukaryota; Metazoa; Chordata; Actinopteri; Cypriniformes; Cyprinidae. Gene Ontology annotation, molecular function: CCR chemokine receptor binding; chemokine activity. Bases 97 to 429 code for a protein of 110 amino acids. The record is from RefSeq and is a predicted model, not a curated record. Gene Ontology annotation, biological process: neutrophil chemotaxis; positive regulation of GTPase activity; monocyte chemotaxis.
AGUGAAAGUUAUGAACAAGCAUAUAAAGGUUGUGCAAGCAGCGGUGAGGCAUAUAUCUACUGAGCACAGCUGAGCGGACACACACAGAGGGACAAAAUGAACUCUCUGACACUAUGGGCAGGUGCUCUGCUUAUAUUGAGCGUCAGUCUAUGGAGCUGUGCAACAGCUCAGAACGAUGCGGCAGCAGAUUGUUGUUUAACCACCAGCACCCGACACAUCCCGCAGAAGGUGGUGAAGUCCUUCACCCUUCAGACCGGUGAUGGAGCAUGCAAAAUUCCUGCCACUAUAUUUGUCACAAAGAAGGGCUUGAAGCUCUGCGCACCAUUUCCAGGUGAAAAUGACUGGGUGAGCAAACUGAUCAACUACAUACUAGCAGGACCUGCAAAACCCCCCACAAAACAUAGAGGAAAGAAGCAGAGACAACAGUAAUGACACCAUUACAGAUUCAGCCUGCUCUCACACUACAUGCACCAAUGAUACUGAUCCUGGAACAGAUAGCUGAUAUUACUUAACCUCUUAAUAGUAAAUACUCAUUCUCAUGUUUACUACAUGUGUACUCUGGUGGAGCAGGUCAAUUGUAAAUCUACUGUCCUAUGAAUAAGCUUUACAAGAUAUGAACAAUCUUUGAAAUGUGAACCCUUCCACUACACGGUCUUCUUGAAGAGAUUUGAAGCUAAAUAAUUCCUAAUUUCCAUCACUUUCUGAGUUUGUAUUCUGUCUACAUUGUAUAAAGUAACUGUGUUUCCUGAGCCACUGAAUGAAAAUAUUUUUCUAUAUUUCCACUUUCUAUUUUGGAAUAUAAAUAAAGGAUUUUACAUUUUAAAUAUGA